Molecule: messenger RNA, 513 nt
Organism: Acanthamoeba castellanii str. Neff
Lineage: Eukaryota; Discosea; Longamoebia; Acanthamoebidae
Exons: 2
Coding region: 1-513 (170 amino acids)
Source: RefSeq, a predicted model, not a curated record
AUGGCCCGGUGGAUUCAUGGGGCGACCAAGAACCAGGAGGCCAAUGCACUGUCGCGGCUGGACAACCCCGACGACUGGACACUGCUGGGUGAGAUGGUGGAGCUGCUGCAGGCCUCACUGGGCGACUGGCAGGUCGACCACUUUGUGGAGGCCUCCAACCAGAAGGCGCCAGCCUUCAACUUGCGCUUUGAGAGCCCAGGCUGUCAGGCUGUUGAUGUGUUCAGCCAGGAUUGGAGGGGCUGGGUCAACCUCCUGGUGCCCCCGAUCCCGCUGGUGGGCCAGACCCUGGCACACCUAAUCGAGUGCCAGGCGGAGUGGUGGCCGCUGCUCAUGGCCGUGUCGGUGGCUAUGGUCUGGCUGGGGACAGCCUGCGAGUUCACCAGGCCGGGUCCGUUGGGAGCGUUCGAGCUGGCGCGGCGGCCAGAGUGGACCUUUGAGGCCCACCGGGUGGAUGGACGGCGGCUGGUGGGCUGGAGACCGCCGCUUGCCGCUGUGAGGAGCUGGUGGGACUAG